Molecule: messenger RNA, 2719 nt
Organism: Dalotia coriaria
Lineage: Eukaryota; Metazoa; Arthropoda; Insecta; Coleoptera; Staphylinidae
Gene: sstn
Product: stepping stone
Exons: 5
Coding region: 185-2578 (797 amino acids)
Biological process (GO): establishment of epithelial cell polarity
Source: RefSeq, a predicted model, not a curated record
CUUACAAACUACAACUGUCAUUCACCGUCACUAAACUAGCCCCGAUGUAGUCCACUAAUUGUGUGUCCGUUAUUUAUGUUUUCAUUUUCCAUCGCCGUUAAUUUUACUAAUUUUCAUUUGUUGUAAUAAUACUUUGUGUUUCGUUUAAAAUGGCAGUACUAACCACUUCGUUUCACGUCUGAAGAUGGACGAUUGCAUGCAGAGGGAGCAAACGAAGAGCAUUAAAAUGGGCGCGAGCGGUAAUGCCGACUCGGCGAAAAUCGCAUCUCUACAAGAGAGGAAGAAACACAUCCAGGACAGACUUGAAAAACAUCACAAAGAGCUCCGGAAAUUAUGCAUUGAUGAAGCUGAGUUAACUGGCCAACUACCUGUUGAAUAUCCUUUUGAACCUGGUGAACUACCACCGACUUUCAGAAGAAGAGUAGGCACAUCCUACCAGUUGAACAAAAACCUCCUCAAUAACCUUGACAAUGAAGGAGAGAUCUCAGUCCUGGAGAUGGAGAUGCACAUGUUGGCAAACAUGGCUCAGGCAGCUCUUGGCUUGGCCAAUGAAAGCACAUCCAACAAGGCAGGAAAAAAGGCACACCUACAAGAAUAUGAAACUCAUAUGGCCAAGCACAAAGCCCUGGAGAACAAGCUGCAUGAUUUGAAAAUAUCUGCAUCACAGACAUUCAAUCAACAGAAACACAAGAAGAAACCGCGUCCGGAGAAAGAACACGGCGAUUCGGUGUCGAUGAAUUUAAAUAUGUCGUCCGAUCCGUUCGCGAAGCCCUUCCGGCAUAGUUUAAGGUCAUUGCAAUACCAAAGCACGCAUAGUAUGCACGCGCACAGCACCACAAGCUCGCAUAGCUCACAAAGUGGGCAUGCUGGGCAUGUGAAACAACGACCUGCCUCACAGAGGUAUGGAUAUCUUGUACCUGAUGGAAGUGAAGCACCACAACAUGUCCAACAACAACCACACAGAGAUUUGAGUGUGAACAUGAGUUAUCCUGCAGUGAAAGUUGAGCCAACUCUGUAUAAGUUAAGUCUGGAUGGCUACAAGCAAUAUGAAGACAAGCAAGAAACUUUGGAUGUAGCUGUAAGUGAAGGUCACUUCCGGUCGUAUCCAGGCAUAAGCCGUACUCUUCCUCAUGCUUCACGACGCUCCCCUCAAACACAUUCUUAUACACAAGGAUACACUCACACUGCGAUUCGUUCUACGCUUAAUCACAGCCCCGGUGCGUCUACUUCCGUUUCCGCGUCUUUGUCCAAUAUGAAAUACUACCCUGUUGCUCAUCAACAACUGCAACACGCCCAACAUAUGUCGCAUCCAAGACAAUAUUAUGAUUCGCGUGUACCGCCCAGUAAUCCUUUACAACUGCAACCACACCAGCAAUAUGAAAACGUAAUGACUUCCGGUGCGGGUCUAGGCGGUUAUUGGAAACAAUCUGAGAAUGGUGAAUUCUGGUGUAAUAAUUCCAGCACAGAGUCGAUGAAAGACAAACGAUUCGGUAGUUUAGACCGGAGAAAAAACAAACGGUUGCAGAAGAAAGCCGCGGUGAGUUUGGAUCAAAAAAGCGCGACGCUAACGCCAUCAGUGCCUUCUUAUCAAGAAGCUACACGAACAUUACCGACGAAAAGUCAGGCCAUAGCUGCGCGGAGGCAUGAAACACGACAAUUGGUCAGGACUCAAUCGCUUGGCAGUGUUGGUGUGGGUCUUUUGGAUACGAAUUGCCCAAGUGAUGAUUCUUCAUGUGGGAGUGAGAAUAUUAACAGCGAUACACUACGUAAGAAUAAACAGAAGGAAUGGUAUGAGACGUCGUUGGAUGGUCCGCCAUGUCCGCUUGCCGUUACGCCGACGCCGUCUUUACCGCCGAUGAGAACGCGUACUCAUUCUCAUUCGCAUUCGAUUGCGCCUUCGAUUGCUCCCGAAGAGAAGUAUUUGGAUUAUCCGCAGUCGCCGACUACGCCUGCGCCGAUUACGCAUCAUUUUCAACAUGCGCAGCAUUCACCGCUGCUUCCUCCUUUAAGGAUACAUUCUCCGCAAAUGUCCACUGCUAAUCAUCACUCUCCCCAACUUCAUUCUCCUUCCACGCCUAAAGAAAUCCCUGCGGAGUCUAAUCCAUCACCAAGAGUCCAACUUGAAAACCGCGAAAUUUUUAAUAAUAACAUGCCAAAAAAUUGUACCGUCGUGCAGCAGGCUCAGUGGAAGCCGUAUCAUGAAGAGACAAAGCCUUUUGAAAUGGCGGACUUUUAUAAGUAUUCAACGAAGUAUAAAAAGAAACCGGAGGAUUCUCCUUCGGCGCCAUCGCCGUCUUCAUCUACGGGCAGUAAUAGACAGUCUGUUGGAUCAACGGGCAGUGGUUUUAGAAAUUUGCCUAACAUGACAUCAAGUCGAACUCCAGAUGUUAACGUUAACACGCUGGUAGCUAACACUUCUAAUGUUAAUAACAUAUCGAAUGUCAGCACCCUGUCGAACAGCAGCUUUGACAACAAUCCGUUAUCACCACACGUGGCUGACAAUUUUUCAGCUGAGAUGAAUGCGUGGUAUCAAAAGCAUGAGCAUCAGUCGGAUAAUAAUAAUGCGACGCUUGUAUGACAAUGAAUGAAUCAGUGUCGGUUACGUACCAACGCACAGUUGUUUAAUCUACGCUUUAAUUUGUAAUUUUUACCCGUUUUUCGAGAUUUUAUUAUAGAAAUAUUUUUAAUAUGUGACAAAUAAAUACUUUACGAGACUGAA